Molecule: messenger RNA, 1324 nt
Organism: Paramormyrops kingsleyae
Lineage: Eukaryota; Metazoa; Chordata; Actinopteri; Osteoglossiformes; Mormyridae
Source: RefSeq, a predicted model, not a curated record
ACUAAUGUAAUCUUUCUCUUUUCAGAAUAUUCAAUUCCGAUUGCAGUAGCUACUUUGGGAAUAUGUGGCUGCAUAUAUGUCAAGGAUUAUUUAUUGAAUUAUGAAAAAAAGCGCUUGGAGGGAUUUUACUAUUUUGGUCAGAAAAUCCUUUUGGGGGUUUUCUUCCUGCUUCACCUAAUAUUAAGUUUCCUGUAUCUAAGUGUGAUUCUAGAAAAUGACAAAGGACGACCUGUAAAGACCUGCGAGUUUGUGCUAAUCUACAUUCUGACUGUCACAUUGCUCUUUCGAUUCUGGCAUCGACGACGUGUCCUUGCCAAACCCCGUAAAUAUGUAUAUUUCUCAGGGACUUUUGGUCUCCCUCUCCUGAAUUCUGUUGCCCUGGCUGUAGCAUUACAACUCAAAGCAGACACAGGAAAACAGCCAUUGGAUCUACGGCUGAUUGUCCUGAUUUCUGGGUCUGUCAUCCUCUUCAGCUGGUUUGUUAUACAGAUGUCUGCAUACUGUUUGGUCAAAAAAGAAAAAAUAAAAGAAGAGAUGGGCUUGAUUCAGAGACAGCAAGAUACCGAGUUGGACCAGAGAUCACAUGACAGUCACAAGACUGAAGCGUCAUCAUCCACUGAUCCCAAAGAACUGAAGGCAGAGGAGGGAUCACAUGACAGUGAGGAGACUGAAGCAUUGUCCCCCCCUAAUCCCAAUGGACCAAACACAGAGGAGGGAUCAUGUGACAAUCAAGAGAUGGAGGCAUCGUCACCUGCUGAUCACAGUGAACCAAACACAGAGGAAGUAUUACUGGGAGAGAAGAACACAGAAGUAUGAAGGAUCAAUAGCGCUUAAUUUUAGAUUUUUGCCUGCAGUCCCAAGUUUACCAGGUCCUGAUGAAUCAACAAGUUAUUCUUGUUAGCAGGCAUCAGAUUAUUGAUGCUAAUUUACAGUUAACUAUCUGAAGAGUUAAGGGACUUUGCUGGGUAGCAAAUAAGCUUUUCUAGGACCAGCUGCACAUGCAUAUAAGCAGAUGUUCAUCUACAGAGCAGCACCCUGAGAAGGACCAUUAUGUUGUAUCUAUAGUCAGUCACCUGAGGAUAAAGUCAGCUGUGAAGAUCAAUAGAGGGUCCUUCAUGUCAUCCUGUUGCUUCCAAACUGAACUCUGCAUAUUAUGCUUUUGUUACAUGGAACUUUUCACGAUCCUACAGUAUUUCUCGGAAUAUCUGCUUAGUGUAAAAGCUUAUUUAUUUCAUUUGAAGAGACACUGCUUAGCAAAACAAUGUAUUUUUUGAAAGUUAGUCACAAGUGGAAAUUAGCGGGAGAACAUUUUAAAACAAAUUUG